Alnus glutinosa is the source of this 978-nucleotide messenger RNA. RefSeq lists its product as uncharacterized. NCBI's taxonomy places the organism in Eukaryota, Viridiplantae, Streptophyta, Magnoliopsida, Fagales, Betulaceae. The coding region runs from base 101 to 406 and encodes 101 amino acids. The transcript has 3 exons. The record is from RefSeq and is a predicted model, not a curated record.
CAUCACAAUUAUAGACCGUCGUCUCUCUGGCCCAACCCAAUGUACCCAAUGACAUUUUAGGCCCUUUCUGGUACUGAAGGACUGAAUCUGACCCUCUGCGAUGGACGCUGGAAAGAGGAAGGGCUACGCGUGGGCAGUCUCAGCCGGACUUAACGCUGCUCUUGCUGCCAUUUCCGCAAAGCUAUUCACCUCUCAGUUUGUUAGAUAUGGCCUGGUGAUAUUAUUCAAUGUGACAAUGUGGGGAUGUUAUGUAAACAGCCUUAAGGCUCUCUCAUCUCUACAGGCUACCGGAACAAACUUCGCUACCAACUUCCUCUCUUCUGGUCUAGCUGGAUUGUUCUUGUUCAAAGAAUCGUUGUCAUUUCAGUAUUUGCAAUUGUGGAUUAAAUUAUGGAAGAAAAUGUGAGAGAAUACAUGGUGAUAACUACAAAAAAGUGAACAAGAAGAAAAAUGCUCCUAGACCAGGGGAAAGGCCAGAAUGCACUUGGUUUAUCUAUGUAGUUGCUGCAAAUCUGCCAAAUUCAUAUAUGACAAAAGGCGACAUCCAUUAUUUUGGAUGUCAGAUAAUCGGUUUUUUUACAGUAUUUUACUGAUAGGAACUUGGUGUUCUGUCCAUUUGGGGAUUCUUGUAUUUUGCCCAGAUGGUGCUUAGGAUGUUGGCUGCUAGAGAGAAAGUAUGGAGGCCGUAGGUCUAUAGUUUAGAGAUAUGCACUUUUGUGUGUCAUGUUGAGCCUUUGAUGUGAGAGGAAUGGUCAUUGCUCUCAUGCGGCUGAGUGUGUGAACUUCCAAUACAGUAUACAUGGGCUCACACCAGCUGGCUGUCUUUCUUGUCUCCUAAACCUUUUAUUUCCUAUUCUUUUCUGGAAUCUUUUGGGGCUCGUUUGGCAACACUUUUUAGACGUUUUUUGGGUGUACUUUCCCUGUAACAUUCUAAAAUCACAUCACAGUGGUAAUGAAAGAUAAAUUUUAAGAUGCUAA